AUCUAAAUAUUGAGAACAUGCGAAACGAAAUCACAAUGUUAUUGACAGGUUAAAUUACUCAGGGAAGAAAGUGAAUUUCAUGAUAUUGUAAAUAUUGUAAUAUUGUUUUCUCUUGACUAUGUUAGCUGUCACCUCUCUGAUAUUUAAGAGGCUCAGAAAAGACAACCCCAGAGCUUUAUUACUUAAGUUGGCAGUUAGUUCAAGUAGCGUUGUAGAGCGUCCAGUUAUGAAACCACAUACCCUUCAGUUUUAUAGACGGCCACUGCCUCCUUCUUGCAUUGACUUUGCCUCAGCGGAAGGAAAAACAAUAUUUGCUGAAGCUCUAGCUACUGGACAUAUGAACUCUUUUUUCAAAUUGUCAUCGCAGUAUCGAACUCAAGAUGAACCUGCAUAUUGUGGUCUUACAUCUCUUGUCAUGGCACUUAAUGUUUUGGAAAUAGAUCCAGGCCGGGUCUGGAAAGGCCCAUGGCGAUGGUACCAUGAAGACAUGCUCGACUGCUGCACAUCACUACAGUUGGCCAGAGAAAAAGGCAUUAACAUGGAGCAGUUUAUUUGUUUGGCUCGAUGUAACAACCUUUCAGUCCAAGCUGUGUCAGGUUCCAGUAUACUUUCCUUGGAGGAACUAAGAGCACAGAUUAAAGCAGCCACUCUGAGAGAUGAUGUUGUAUUUGUUGCCUCCUACUCCAGGAAGACUUUGUCACAGACAGGAGAUGGUCACUUCUCACCCAUAGCAGGGUAUCAUGAAGGCAGAGACUUGGUCUUGAUUCUAGAUACUGCUCGGUUUAAAUACCCACCUCAUUGGGUCCCAAUUCAGACAUUGUUGGAUGCAAUGAAAACUGUUGAUCCGGAUACAGGUAGAUCCAGAGGGUAUGCAAUCUUGUCUAGUGCCAAGAAUCAACCCAGCUUACUCCUGUUCAGACCUUCCCCAGCAUUGACUAUAGAGAAAGAUAAAUGUAGUGCAAGGAUUCUACAGUUUGCCAAAGACUGGGCUAAGUAUUUGAAUACACAGACGUCAACAGAUCAAAAAGAGGUUAUACACAUGGCUUUAUCACACCUGAAAGAUCUCAAAUGUAAGAAGUUUUUGUCUGUUGCCUUCUUUGGGCUGACCCUGCCCUACGAAGUGAACAAGGUUAGUGAACAGGUUAGCGGUGAUAGUUUCACAGUCCACUGUCCACAGAUGGGGAAAGGAGAAGAGAAAGUCACCUGCCUGAUCAAGAAUCUGAUAACAGAACUGGAGUCGCUGGACACUUUCAAAGCAGUGAAAGAGUUUUUCAUAAAAGAGAAGAUAGAGAAUAAAUCUGAAUUUUUAAGCUUCAUUCAGAUGGAUGGUUUAAGCUGUGAGGCUGACUCCCCUUAUGUAGCACUGGUACAGACAAAGCUAUCCAAUGAGACUGCAUGUUGUUCCCAAGAGGUUCAGGACAAGUGUACAGCUUACAGGAAACUCAGGAAUGAAGUUGUCCUCAAGGAAUCUGGGAACUUGAAGGACUGCACAGAUUGCGAGGGAGCAUUGACCAUCCGCCCAGAACAUGCUGCCACUCUGUUCCUGCAGGUAUGGCCACACAUGGCUGUCAACUUACCUCCAAGCCUCUCAGACUCUGCUGCGCAAGUAGAGGAGUCAAGUGGUUCCUCUUCUCAAGAUAAGUUGACUCUUGGUUCCCUUCUGAAAGAGUAUGUUUCUUUGGAUUUGACUAAGUCAAAUGGCCGUCUGGUAAAAGAUGAGAUCAACACAAUUAAAGUUAAAAUUGGGGAGCUGCUGACUUAUCAUGGUCAGUGUGGGACACCUCCUCAGUGCUGCUCUCCUUUAGCCUAGGCUCAUAGUGAAACUUGUGCCUUGACAUUUUUAUAGCAGUACAUUUAGGAAUAACUUAUUUUGAUGCUGCCAAUUUGAUUUUUUUUUUAAAUGUAACUAUUUAAAAGACUUGAGGACUACAGAAAGUUUGACCUUAUCUAAAUGGAGAUGAAAGACUUUUUAACCACACUUUCUGUAUGAAAAGAUCCAGGCUAGAAAAUAGUUAAGUGAAACUCAUUAGAAUCCUGGGAAUGGGAGAAGUUCAGAGCUAAGCACAUAAGGGAGCAUUUCAUAUUUUUCUACUGCCACUUCUAUGGGAGAACCUCCUAGGAUGUCAUUGAUAUUUUUGUUGAAUCAUUGUGAUGGAUAGAGCAUUUGUUUUCAUCUAUUUUUUGUAGAGUGCAAAAUGCUAUGGAAGUUGAUGUACAGGUAUACUUGUUUACAAGACUUUAAAACUAAGACUUCAAUUUGGUUUUAUGUAUUCAUCAUUAUGUCUAAAGGAAAGGUAUCGAUGCACCCACUAGGCUUAAUCAUUCCAUACACUACAAAACAAUCAAUACUUAAUGGCAGACUCUUUAAAAAAACAACAAAUGUACUGUCCAUUAAUCUGUUAAAUAUAUGUUGAACCAGACCAAAUUGCAACACUGGGGCAGGUUUAGAUAUAAUGGAUUUUGUGUCACAUCAUCAACAAGGAAGAAUAUAUUUGCUCGUAUGUCCGGUGAGCCAAACUUGUUAUGAACUGUGUGAAUUGAUGUCAUUUAUUUUGGCUGUAUAUUUGAGAAGAAAUUUGGCUGUAAUUUUUCCUUUCUUUCUAUGCCACUUGUAUAUACUUGACUAAUUUAUUGUUCAGUCAUUUUUUUGAAUACAUGAUCAGCAUUCUAGUAAUUAUACUUGAAUUGUAUUAUUAUCUUACCUAGAGUUUUAACUUUAUACAUUAUGUAAAUUUAUAAUUUAUGUCAUUUUUUUAAAUCUUAGGAAAAUAAUGAGAAUACCAAUUUGGGGGGGGGGGGAUAACUAACAAUUUUUGACUAUCUUGUAAAUUUUUAUUUCUAUACUGUUUUUUUUUUUUGUUUGUUUGUUUUUAUUCUAAAUAAUGACACGCAAAAAAAAAAAAAAAUGAGACAUACACAUUUUUGUAUCACCAUGAAGACUUUGAAAAUUGUAUUUAUAAACAUCAUUCUAGACUACCAUCACAAGGUUGUAAACCAUUUUUUUAAACAUUCACCAGCCAUUGUAAAUAGUGCAAGGGAAACCAUUACAAAAUCGGGGCUAAAAGGCAAGAUAAGGAAACAGGAAGAACCAAGUGACUAUAGAUUGAAUGUAAAAAUUAGUUUCCAACUGUUCAAAGUUCAGAACAAAUCUUACGAUUGGUUGAGUGACUUAACAUUUGAAAAAAGCUUUCUAUAUAAAUAUGAUAAUUUAAUGGUCUUAUACAAAUUGUGUCUCAAAUAUAAAAAAUACAAUCAUCUCCAUGUGUCAGACUCCAUGUUUUGUCUCGUACACACUACCCCCCCCCUGCUGCAUUGUUGGAUGGUCUUUAACUGAAGGAUAUUUUCAUUUCUCUUAGAUUUGGUGUAGAAGAAAUAGAAUAACUAAGUCUAAUGAGUCGACGGAACAACUUCUAACCGUGUCGCAGUGUAAGGAUCAACUAGGGAUCAUCAUACAAUUCUCUUUAAUGAGGAGAGACUCGCAUUUUAAAAUUUUUUUUUUUUCAUUUCUGGGUCGAAAAACUUUGCAGUUACGCGUAAAAAAGAAUCCCUGCUGGACAUUGAGCGGUCCAACAUAGCGCUACUAUUUCGUGGGAUAAGUGAAAUAGGUUGAUCUUGCAGUUGUAGAUGUCUGACUUGGACAAAUGACUCAGAAGAUGUUUGCCUGUCUUGUACGGGUGUAUUCUUGCAAGUUCGGUGUAACUGACAAACUUUAUCACAAUAACAAGUGAAGAAUUAAGUCCAGACUGUCAAAUAACUUGAAAAAUGAUUAAUACGAAAAGACCACAGUCUAGUCUCUGCCAGUAAUCGAUGUUAUUACCUUGAAGUCAUAUCAACUCUAUAAUACUAACAAACUAGCCAAAUUCCACUAUCCGAAACGCCACUGAAUGUAGCUUUCAAAGUGUCUCAUUUAUGGUGCGUCGCUAGACUAAAUGUCUAACAGACUACGGAGUGGGCUUGAAUUCUAAUUGUGAUUCCAAACCACAGUUUCUUAAAAAAAAAAAAACACAUUUGUCAGCUUGCGCAUUGCGUUGUAAGUUCCAGUCAACUCUGGAGAAAGCGCCAAAUGUUCAAGAAACUUCUCUUCAGCGCCUGACUGCAUUACUGUCUCGAUAAAACUGAAAGGCUGAUCACACGACGACAAGAUUCUAUAGGGCAGGGGCAAUGCUACAUGUUGAUAGCCCAACGCUUACUUCAAGAAAUGUGAUAAUCAUUGAUGCAUAGGGAACAUUCUGCCAAAGAAAUGUUAGGAACAGAACACUGACUGACCGCUUGCGUCGACUUGAUUAAAGCCUCUAUUAAUGUACCGGUACUCAGAAAACGAUUGAUGAAAGAAAAGAAGAUGAAGAAAGAUUGAUGGAUGCCAAUUUGUAUGUUAAUUAAAGGUUAAAGUGCAAGUGAUGUGUGGCCACAUAUGAACUUUACUAGAGACCCCAAUUAAUACGAUUCAGGUUGAUAAUGCAUUGGUCAUGUUGUAUAACUCUAUAUAGAAUACCGUAAUUGCAAAACAAACUAAAGACUUUACGCAUCUUAGUGGGAUUUCAAGAAAAACUCUGGCUAGUGCUCAUCGCUAUAGUAUAGAUGAUAGAAGCCAAAAUUAAACAAUACCAUUUAUACAUAAUUACAUUUUAGAUCUCUAACUAGAUCUAGUGUUUUUUUUUGGUUUCUCAUUCUGACCAAUCUAGGGACAUUCCAGUGUCUAUAAACUCUUCCUGUUUAAGUGCUAGUCACACUACAAGCUUGGUAUUCAAAGGAUCUGCCCAUAAUAAAAACUAUUUACCAUCUACAAACUAUGGUCAGUUUGAUGCCAUCUGCUGGGGUCAACCCACUGGUCAGUGACCAAUUUCGUUUUCAGAAAGUCCUUAGUGGUGAGACUAAACAGUCGUAUAUAUGUCAGUGUGGUCAUUUGGUGGAAGGAACUCAAGCGUUUGAACUUCAACCGGAAUUCGGCCAGCCACUCUCUGUUAAUACUGCUCAAGAGAUAGGCCUAUCAACUCAGGGGCGCUACGCCCAACAAAAUGCCGCCACAAUAUCUCAGCCUUGGCACCAAGCCAGAGAGCCGACCAUGUACCUACCGGACGCCUCUGCAGACGUCUGCUGCUCAUGUCCCAACUGUGGGUGCCUGCAGCACAGGCCAGCUGCCCCCACGCCCAUUUCUAUGUCGUGUGGGUGCGACCCUUGCAGACAGGCUGGGGGAGCCAACACGUGCUGCCCCCCGCAACCCAAUCGUCCUCUUCAAACACCGGGCGUAGGCUGGGGGUACUGUCCGCCCAUUCAUAUGGACCCAAAAGCUUUAAUAAGACCAAGAGAUAAAAGUCUGCCAGACAGUACUCGACCAACAGGAGCUCCUUAUUUCGCGCAGGAAACGAACAAAAGUUGUCCACCAUUCCAAGUUCCAAAGCCAAUGAAAAGCUCAUUCACAUAUAAAGAUUGGUUGAAUACAGUGAAAGAUCGUGAACCUAAAGACUGUCUAGGGAACUGCUGCAUUCCUUCCCUUUGCACCUGGUGUGCCCCGAAGUAUUACGACUGCUGUGCCAAUGUCAAUGAUCCCAGGUCAUACUUUCUUACAAGGCAAAGUCUACCUCCAUUCUACUGAUGAGUCAGCAGCCACAGGCCAUCGCAAAGAUAAAGUUCAAUUUGCUACAUCUCCACAGAUUCACUCUGUAUAUACGUUGCUUAAUACCUUAUCACAGCUAUACAGCUGUUAGCUGUAGCUAUGACUUGUCUCUAUGUUUUCAUCAUCUUUUCAAAUAAAGUAGUUCUUGCAUACCAUUGACAAGAAAAUUUCA
Biomphalaria glabrata is the source of this 5786-nucleotide messenger RNA. RefSeq lists its product as uncharacterized. Gene Ontology annotation, biological process: phytochelatin biosynthetic process; response to metal ion; detoxification of copper ion. Lineage: Eukaryota; Metazoa; Mollusca; Gastropoda; Planorbidae. The record is from RefSeq and is a predicted model, not a curated record. Gene Ontology annotation, molecular function: glutathione gamma-glutamylcysteinyltransferase activity; metal ion binding.